Messenger RNA from Paramecium pentaurelia, 354 nucleotides. The record is from the annotation of a GenBank genome assembly. NCBI's taxonomy places the organism in Eukaryota, Ciliophora, Oligohymenophorea, Peniculida, Parameciidae.
AUGAUCUAAUUUAAUUCAAGCACUCUCAUAGGACCAGGACCUAAAUCUAUCUUUAUGUAACCUUUAGAAUCUUACUAAAAUCAUGAUAUUGAUGAUACUUAAUGUGCAGAUGACUUUACAAAUUAAUACUUAUCAUAAACCAAUAAUUCUCUAUAAGAAACCCCUUAAAAUAAGAUUGAAGGAGGGAAGAAAAAAAUAGAAGGCAAGAAAAAGGUUAAGUUUAAUCUAAAUAUCGUCCAUUGUUAAUUUAAUCAAAAAGAACCUGCAAUAGCUAUUGGAAAACUAGUUUAAAAGUUGAUAAAUUAGAAACCUUAUCUUGAUUGGGUAAAUCCAUAGAUGUAGAAAAUCUAAUGA